CGCACCUAAGCCCAGAGGGUCACUCACCCUGGAGGGAGCCUGUUGCCUAUCGCUGGGCCCUGCCCCAUGCCCGAUGAAGAAGCUGGUGGAGAUGUCAGUGGAAGGAGAGCCCGAGGGAGAUAAGGUCGGCCUCUUGAAGCCCGAGUUCCUGGCCCCUUCCCAGGGGGGGAAGGCGGAGGUCGUGGGGCAGGGAGGUCCUGUCAGCCAGCAGCCUCGCCUCGGCCUCAAGGACGAGCUGGGGGGAGAGGAGGAGAGCGGAGGGGGAGGUGGAGGAGGAGGAGGAGGUGCUGGUGGAGGUGUGGUGGUGGUAGCACGGCCAAGGAAUGGCAUUCAGCCUCUCCAGCAACAGCAACAGAGGGCCUACAAGAGACGCAACACGUUCAACGUGGGCUUCAAGCACCCAGGCUCCAAGCGCAGACGCAGAGCCAACUCGGACUGUGACCCCGUCCUGCCCAGUAACUUCCUCUUGGGGGGCAACAUUUUUGACCCCUUGAACCUCAACAGCCUGCUGGACGAGGACGUCAACAAGGCGCUCAACGCCGAGACCCCCAAGUCCUCGCCGCUGCCCUCCAGGAACCGGGACCCCGUCGAGAUCCUCAUCCCCAAGGACAUCACCGACCCCCUCAGCCUGAACUCGGGCAACGACUCCGAGGUCCUCCCGUCCCCGCUCAAGGUGGUCCGCAAGCGACGGCACCGGCACUACCACCACCCGCCGGCUCCCCAUCCUCCUCCCCCCCCGCCCUCGGGGCAAGCCGCGGACACCACCGGCAAAGCCCCCGGCAGAGCAGCCCCCCACCCGCCCACGGCAGCCGCCACGGCGGCCCCUCCUCAGGACUGCCCGGCGAAGGAGAACGUGUCGGCGGGGGGCGAACCCCAGGAAGGUCCGCAGCCGUACGAGCUGAACACGGUGAUCAACUGCCGGGACGAGAUCGUGUCUCCCGUGCUGCGGGGGGCGGAGGCGGGCGGCGGCCCAGGCUCGGGCUCCGGUUCCCGUCACCGCAAGAGGAGGCGGACCACCAGCCGGUCGGAGGCGGUCAAGCCGGGGGCCGGGGGGGCAACGGAGGAGCAGCAGCAGCGAGCCCCGGGCUCCGAGCUGAAGAAAACCACCCCGGAGAAGGGCAAGGGGAAGGCCUCUCAGCACCACCACCAUCACCACCACCACCAGAACUCGCACAGGCCGCCCGGCCCCGGGAAGGACAGCAGCCGGAACUUGCCCAACUUCAAGAGCAAGCAGAAGAAAUUCCAGUACGGGAACUACAGCAAGUAUUACGGCUACCGGAACCCGGGCCGCGGGGAGGACCCCCGGCUGUGCGUCCUGAAGCCCCACUGGUUCUCGGGCAAGGACGUGCUGGACUUGGGCUGCAACUCGGGCCACGUGACCCUGAGCAUCGCCAAGCACCUGAAGCCCUCGCGCAUCGUGGGGCUGGACAUCGACGGGGCCCUGGUGCACACGGCCCGGCAGAACAUCCGCCACUUCCUGUCGCAGGACCUGCUGCCCCCCCGGGGCCCCGGCCAGGCCCCCCGGCAGUUCCCCCUCUCGCUCACCAAGUGCAAAGGCCCCAUCGCGGCGCCCCCCGUCUGCCUGGACGCGUCGGGGCCGGAGUUCCCCAACAACGUGGUCUUCUUCCAGGGGAACUAUGUGCUGGAGACCGAUGAGCUGUUGGACACGCAGAAGCCAGAGUACGACGUGAUCCUGUGCCUGAGCCUCACGAAGUGGGUUCACCUGAACUGGGGGGACGAAGGUCUCAAGCGCAUGUUCAAGCGCAUUUAUAGGCACCUGCGCCCGGGAGGCAUCUUCCUCCUGGAGCCUCAGCCCUGGUCUUCCUACGGCAAACGGCGGAAACUCACGGAGACAAUCUACAGGAACUACUUCAAGAUCAGUUUGAAGCCAGAACAGUUUACGUCCUUUCUGCUGUCCUCUGAGGUUGGCUUCUGCAGCUACGAGUUGGUGGGAACUCCUCUAAGCACAUCCAAAGGGUUCCAGCGCCCUGUUUACCUGUUUCACAAGAGUCGUCCGUCCAGCAGCAGCAACUGAAGAGACUUUGGGGGGGUUGGGGGG
Molecule: messenger RNA, 2059 nt
Organism: Callorhinchus milii (elephant shark)
Lineage: Eukaryota; Metazoa; Chordata; Chondrichthyes; Chimaeriformes; Callorhinchidae
Product: 7SK snRNA methylphosphate capping enzyme
Exons: 4
Coding region: 74-2035 (653 amino acids)
Biological process (GO): snRNA modification
Molecular function (GO): snRNA binding; O-methyltransferase activity; RNA methyltransferase activity
Source: RefSeq, a predicted model, not a curated record